AUGGCCCGGGAUACCGCUUUCCUGAGGCCUUUGCGCUUCUUCAGUUCGGGCAAACGUCACCCAAGGAAAGGGAAAUUUCAGCUCUACAGAAGUCAUACGAGCAUUCUUAGCGAGAGUAGCGACACAUCCAGUUCUGGCUUCAGCAGCACCAUUGGGAGCCCCCAAAAUAUUCUGUGCUCGGUCAGCAGCUUACCUCACACCUUGGAUGACUUGCUGGCUGGGUUGUCAGUUCCGAAGAAAGAUGCUCGCAAGCCCCCACCGAGUCGCCCUCUCCUCAGCAGCAACCCAAGUGUCCCUGUGGACCUAGACAUGAGCGACGGGGAGACAAGCAUCUCCGACAGUGGCUCAGAGUCUCCUGUGUGCGUGGAAUUGCCACCACAGCCCUUCAUUCACGAGCACACAGUCAACUGCAUCAGCGCUCAGGUCUCUUGGUCAGGCCCGCGCAAUGGCGAGCUGGUUUCCUUCUAUGAGCUGCAACUCCAGGAGGCCAGGCUGGAUGGUCAAGGCAAGAAUAUCCACUGGUUUUGCUCAAAGACCGAAGAACACCUAGAUAAUCUGACUCCUGACACUGCAUACUUACUCCGCAUUAGGGCUCUCAAUGUGGCAGGUGCUGGAAAGUGGAGUGCACCCUAUAGGUUUGGCACGAUGCCGCCCGUGGCAGGCAUGCCCCUGGAUCCGUCUCCUGUCACUGUCACCGUGCGACGAUGCAGGAAGCCCCAGAAGAAAACUAUCUUUUUUCCAGCCCCCUAAGGAGACCUGUAGCAUAGCAAUAAAGGAUGGCACCUCCCACUUGCUCCUCUGUUACUUCCCCCAUCUCCCUGUAACUGCUGUCUUGGUAAAUUUUCUGCACACACAAAAAAUCACUUCAAGCCCGAUGAAGAAG
Rhineura floridana is the source of this 883-nucleotide messenger RNA. RefSeq names its product fibronectin type III domain containing 8 (gene FNDC8). Gene Ontology annotation, cellular component: nucleus. Lineage: Eukaryota; Metazoa; Chordata; Lepidosauria; Squamata; Rhineuridae. The record is from RefSeq and is a predicted model, not a curated record. Gene Ontology annotation, molecular function: protein binding. Bases 1 to 750 code for a protein of 249 amino acids. The transcript is spliced from 5 exons.